This is a messenger RNA of Phytomonas sp. EM1, 495 nucleotides long. The record is from the annotation of a GenBank genome assembly. Lineage: Eukaryota; Euglenozoa; Kinetoplastea; Trypanosomatida; Trypanosomatidae.
AUGAGUCUCUCUCGGCUUCGACGACAAGCUGGCCAGAACGCGGGCCUUUUAGCCCCCCACGCCACCUCUCUUUUUUCACCUUUGCCGAUUCUAAACUCCCUUCGAUUCCACGGCCAUCAAGGCGAUCGCGCGCGGCCGAUCCCAAUCGAGUUCAUCCUCCCCGAUGGCAGCGUUGAGGAGGUGAUCGCGUACGAAGGGCAGACGUUGUUGGAUGUGGCCUCGGAGUACGGACUUCCGAUGGAGGGCGCCUGCGCGGGGUCCUGCGCGUGCUCGACCUGCCACGUCUACUUGGAAGACGAGGACGCGAUGGAUUUGUUUCCCGAGGCGACGGAUGAGGAGAAUGAUAUGCUCGACGUCGCCUUUUUCCCGCAGGAAAACUCGCGCUUGGGCUGUCAGUUAAGACUCGUCCAGGAGAAACACAAAGGGCUGAAGGUGCGGCUUCCAAAGGCGACGCGAAACCUUUACGUUGACGGGGCGAAGGUUACCCCGCACUAA